Aspergillus pseudotamarii is the source of this 1851-nucleotide messenger RNA. RefSeq lists its product as uncharacterized. The transcript has 9 exons. Bases 1 to 1851 code for a protein of 616 amino acids. The record is from RefSeq and is a predicted model, not a curated record. NCBI's taxonomy places the organism in Eukaryota, Fungi, Ascomycota, Eurotiomycetes, Eurotiales, Aspergillaceae.
AUGCCUUCAGUCAAUUUGGAUUCUUCUACGUCGUCAAUAGGGCCCCAUGAAAAUGAGCAUCCCGAAAUUCCGAUCAUUGAUGACAAUGAACCGUUAGUUGACGUGAUCCGAAAGCUAUAUAAUUAUUUGGCAUUAACCAUAUCUGAUGUCUCAUAUACCUUUGAGCAAAUUGGAUCUACCUCCCACGGCUAUAGUCUCAGGUUGCUUAUUCAAUCUUUAGUGGAAAGCUCACAUAACACUUAUAUUAUUCCUGCACUGAUGAUCCUGAAGUGGCAAUUCGAUAAUGCUGCCGAUUAUGAUUGGGGCGUAAGUGAAAGUCGAGGAUACGCUUGUGAAUAUGUUGCCUGGCAAUUUGUCUGUCACCUUAAUCAGCGGGAAACUCUUGAAUACCUACUUGAGGAACUCACAUGGCCCACACAGAAGGCUAUCAACCUUCCUCAUGCAGAAAUGGGCACUUCUGGAUAUGCCUCUGCUACUGCCACUAACCACCGGACACUAGAAGCCAAUGAGAGGGUACCAUUGUUGAUGGGCUCAUCGUCGUCUUUGUAUCGCUUCUUUGGCGGCACGAGGCAUCUAGGUAGCUCAAUUGAGGGUGAUAGUCGAGGCUCCCACGACUUCACACAUGAUGCGUAUGAGCUGGAGAAAUUCUCACUGUUUUUUGGACUGAAUGCUCUAGAAAUUGCAACUAUUGCUCACGCAAAGAAAUUCCUCAGCCAAAAAGUGGUACAGAGAGUCAUUGAUCAUAUCUGGAAAGGAGAGAUUGUUUUCUGGGACACGCUGAGUGUGCACUCGACAAAGAAACCACACUUCUUCAAUAAACGGACGGCGGAUCCUUAUUCUCGAUUGCGGGUUCCGGUAUAUCGCAAAGCGUUUGAAGCGGCUUUCUUUGUCUCGUUCUUAGUCCUAUACUACGCGGUCUUAGUUGAGCGAAAGCCUACGGGUAUAGGAAUCUUUGAAACACUGAUGUAUUUCUGGAUCGCUGCCUUCGCUUAUGAUGAAGUAAGCGGAAUGGCAGAUGCGGGGAUGCUUUUCUAUCAGAUGGACUUCUGGAAGCUGUGGAAUAUGGGAAUAAUAGGUACCGGACUUGCCUUUGUCAUUGCAAGUGAGUCAUUAUCCCCUGUGAAUCUGCCUUACCGUUCGUUCAGCUUUUUCAGCUGGACUAGGAUUCUGUGCCAUCGGGGGAUUAUCGGGUUGGCCAAGGAUAGUGAUUACAUUACAGACUUGUCAUUUGAUAUACUUUCGCUAAUUUUCGUCUCGAUGACGAACCUGUUACUGAUCUCUUCGUUGGUCAGUCUCAUGAGCAUGAGCCUAGAAGGGGUUAUGGCCCACGCUCGCGAAGAAUAUCUUUUUCAGUUAUCUAUUUACGUGUUGGAAAGCAGUAAUUCUCGACGAUUAACCUAUUUCAUGCCACCAUUGAACCUCAUCCCUCUGCUUUGUAUCCGCCCACUGAGGCUCUUUCUGCCUGCGGAGCAUAUCCGCCGGGUGCGCAUCGUUUUGCUCAGAGCAACGCACCUCCCCUUUGUUGCUCUCAUCUGGGCCUAUGAAUCUGGCCGCCGCUUUGUCUCGCGGCGAAAUAGUCAAUGGCCCCCGACAGCUACAGCACGGGGGAGUAGCCGCCCCGUGUCAUCGAUUCAAACUGGUUUAGCCUUCUCCACCGCUGAUGCUCGCUCUUUAAGUUCUGGUAGGGCUAGAAAACAACCGGACCCGGGGCAGUAUAUUGGGGUGCGUGGACGAGACCCGGGCCCGGCAGGGAGUGUUGACCUCGCAGAUAUGAUCGACGAGGUGGAACGGUUGCGCACUCAAGUGGAGCGAGUGGCAGCCACGGUGGCCUUUCACCACCGAGUUCAAUAA